AUGCUACAGGACACGCUAUGGUUUAGUCGCACGUUCGCAGCCACGAAAAAAUACGAUUGCAACAUCGGUGACAUUAAUGAGACGCCGUUGGGCGUUGGAUUGAGAAAGCGAGUUCUACUUUUGCAGAAAUAUAUCCAACCGGAGGUGCCGAAAUCCUUCGCGCCGGUCCACUAUUACUGGAAAUCGGACAUACCGAUGGACAAAGAUACAACAUAUCGUCUUUCCUAUUGGGAAGAACCCACUAUGACAGUCGAGCCUAUUCGACCCGAAGACAAUCUAACGUGCGGCGAUGCGCCGAUGUCCGAUGAAACUACGCACAAGAUGACCUAUCUCGGCAAUUGGUGCGUGAAAACGGAGCCACCGAUAAUACCUUGCGAGAAAAAUUGGUUGGGUAGAGGCCCGAUGAAGGACGUUACAACGCACAAGCACGAUUAUCUGUGGAAAUGCAUGGAUCGAGCGGAACCCGUAAAGGCGCGAGAUAAUUUAUAUCCACCGUGUGCUGCUUUGUGCGAUGACACGACGUAUCGCCUGAGCUACUUUAAUUCUUCCUGCCUGCUGCCGACGGUGUCUUUCGCGCCUGUCAGGAAGUACGUCAAGUCGGAUGUGCCGAUGGAAGGUUGCACGACGUACAGGCUCAGCUAUUGGCCGAACGAAGCUCCCGUGAAAGAGGAACAGCCGUGGAGUCAGAAAGCCGAGUACUGCUGUCCGGUGACACCGAUGGAUGGCUGCACGACUUACAAGCUGAGCUACUGGCCGCACUGCGAGAAACGUCGCGAGCCCAUCCGCGCGCAGAGCUACGAGAACAUGCUGAACGCCAGCUGCUGCUUCGACGACAACACCACGUACCGGCUCAGCUAUUUCGGGUGUGGCGGUGACAAGCCGCCGGAUCCCAUUCGCCAGACGAGCAACAUGGUCUUCUCGUCGUGUCCGCUCUCUCAUGACACCGUGAAUCGACUGAGCUUCUUAGGAAAUUGGCGUGCUAAGCCGGAGUCGUCCAUUGUCCCCUGCACCAGGCAAAUGCUGGGCAAUGGUCCGAUGCAGGACGUCACCACGCAGAAGCAAGAUUACACCUGGAAGUGCACGAAGCCAUCGAUGGAACAGCGACCCGAGAACAACCUCGUCUUCUCGUCCUUGCCGUUGGAAAGUUGCACGACUCAUCGGUUGUCCUACAUACCGAACGACUUCGCGUCUCUAACUCCCCAAAAAACGUACGCACCCCUACGCAAGUACCAGCAGUCGAACAUCCCGAUGGAGUCUGAGACUACGAUGCGGCUGAGUUACCAACCCGUGGAGGCGGAUCAGGUCGAGAAGCCAUGGUCCGUGUCUCCGUCCUAUUACCCGCCCGUGAAUCCCGUGGAGGACAACACUACGUACAAUCUGAGUGUCCUCGUCGCAAGCUUGUCCCACGUCGUGGUAGCGAUGAUUCUCGGCCUGGCGGUGGCACAGGAGCCGAAUUAUCACGGACGCAACAACUAUCAGCAGGACGAAGGGCAACACGCGACUGACAGCAGGCGGCCCGCGUCCACUACGCCCAUCCCAAUCCUCCACUGGAACAAGCAGCAGGAGCACGACGGGACCUACAAGACUAGUUACGAAACGGGCAACAACAUCAUCGCCGAGGAGAGCGGCUACAUCAAGACCAUCGGCGAAGGUGAGGACCGGGCGGAGGCGAUCGUGCAGCAGGGCACCUUCUCGUACACGUCUCCCGAGGGACAGCUGAUCACCAUCACCUAUACCGCCGACGAGACCGGCUUUCACGCUCAGGGCGAUCACAUUCCCACGCCGCCCCCCGUCAGCGAGGAGAUCCAGAAAGGCCUCGACCUCAUCUACGCGGGCAUUCGUCAGCAAGAGGAGGAAGACGCCCGCGCCGCGGCCCAGAAGCCUCAGCAGCCGUUGAACCAGCAGGUCGACAGGCGGGAUGACUACGACAGGAAGUACCGACAGUGAGCGCACGCACUGCCUGUGCUCCAUCAAUACAUAUCCG
This is a messenger RNA of Dinoponera quadriceps, 1984 nucleotides long. RefSeq names its product stabilizer of axonemal microtubules 1-like. Lineage: Eukaryota; Metazoa; Arthropoda; Insecta; Hymenoptera; Formicidae. The record is from RefSeq and is a predicted model, not a curated record. The transcript has 13 exons. Gene Ontology annotation, biological process: microtubule anchoring. Gene Ontology annotation, cellular component: sperm flagellum; axonemal microtubule; ciliary basal body. Gene Ontology annotation, molecular function: microtubule binding. The coding region runs from base 1 to 1947 and encodes 648 amino acids.